Messenger RNA from Gloeophyllum trabeum ATCC 11539, 318 nucleotides. RefSeq lists its product as uncharacterized. The coding region runs from base 1 to 318 and encodes 105 amino acids. Lineage: Eukaryota; Fungi; Basidiomycota; Agaricomycetes; Gloeophyllales; Gloeophyllaceae. The record is from RefSeq and is a predicted model, not a curated record. The transcript is spliced from 6 exons.
AUGUUUCUAGCGGAUUUGUUAAACGAGACCUACGGCGCAUUGCUCGUUGGGAUCCUCGUUGCCGCGGUGCUGUUCGGCGUUACCAACUUGCAGAUCUUCCUGUACUUCAAGGCGUACCAAGAGGACUGGAUAGUCUACAAGGUUGCGGCGGCAGGGCUCUGGACCCUCGAUGCUCUGCACCUUUGUCUGGCGGGACACUCCGUGUACUUCUACUUUGUCACAAACUUCGGUUCGCUUGCCGAAGCGUUCAAUAUCGUGUGGUCUUUCAAGCUUCAAAUUGUUAUGAAUAUCAUCACUAUUCUCGCAGUUCAGUCGUGA